AUGGCACUUCCCUCCAUAGCAAGAAGUCUCCGAAUCAAACAUCCCCUUUACAUAUCACUCUCCCUACUCCACCACCAACCCAUCUCCACCUCUCCCUCUUCUUCACAUUCUCUCCACCACCAUCUCUCUCACCCAACACCUCUCAUCCCAUCCCAAACUCCUCGCCAUUUCUCAACUCUCCGACCCUUCUCCGGCCAAGUCCUCAACCACCCAUUGGGCUUCAAUGCCCAGCGCUUCAACCCAGACAACACCCACAACCUGGGUCUCACCCAUUUUCUUGAAUUGCUCACAACUAGUGCUGGUUUGGCCUCUGAGGCCGAGGCCAUGGCUUUUCUCGACGAGUCUGGCGUCGAGGCAAAGCGAGAUACGGUUCUUUUGGCGAUUUGGGAGCUGAGGGGAGAUUGGAAGCUGGCGUUUUUGGGGUUCAAAUGGGGUGAGAAAAGGGGGUGUUGCGAUGAAGAGGCGUGUAGUUUGAUGGUUUGGGUUUUGGGGAGUCACAGAAAGUUUAGUACUGCUUGGUGUUUGAUACGAGACUUAAAUCAGGCUCUGAUGGAUACACGACGUGCUAUGCUUAUUAUGAUCGAUAGAUAUGCAUCUGCAAAUCAUCCGAGUAAGGCCAUAAAGACAUUUCAGAUAAUGGAGAAGUUCAGGUUGAGCCCUGAUCAAGAAGCAUUCCACAUUCUCUUGAAUGCACUAUGUAAGAAUGGAAACAUGGAGGAAGCUGAAGAAUUCAUGCUUGUAAGUAAAAAGUUCUUCCCACUGGAGGUCGAGGGCUUUAACAUUGUUCUUGAUGGGUGGUGUAACAUAUCUGUUGAUGUAUAUCAAGCCAAGAGAGUUUGGAGAGAAAUGUCAAAAUACUGUAUUACACCCGAUGCGACUUCUUAUACACACAUGAUAUCCUGCUACUCAAAGGUUGGGAUCCUUUUCGACUCGCUUAGACUAUAUGAUGGAAUGAAGAAAAGGGAUUGGGUUCCUGGUCUCAAGGUUUACAAUUCCUUAAUUUAUGUACUAACCCGUGAGAAUUGCUAUAAAGAAGCUCUCAAAGUACUGGACAAAGUGAAAGAAAUGGGUUUGCAGCCCGAUGCUACCACAUAUAACUCAAUGAUAGGUCCUUUAUGUGAAUCAAAGAAGCUAGAGGAGGCACGACAGAUGCUUAGUACUAUGAUAAAUGAUAAUCUCAGCCCAACUGUAGAGACUUACCAUGCAUUUCUCCAGAGUGCAGAUUCAACGGAAACUCUUGAAGUUCUUGAUCGAAUGAAGAAAGCUAAUUUAGGUCCUAAUGGCAAUACAUUUCUUAUUAUUCUUGAAAAGUUCUUCAUAUUAGAACAACCUCAGAAAGCAUUGGAGAUUUGGAAUGAAAUGAAGAACCAUGGAAUAGUGCCUGAAUCCACACACUACACAGCUAUGGUAAAGGGGCUGGCAACUUGUGGGUUGUUCACGAAGGCCAAGGAACUUUUGGCUGAGAUGAUGUCAAAUGGAUUUUCAGAAGAUCUGAAGCUUAAGAAGCUCUUGAAGAAGCCAAUUAGAGGUAGUGUUAAAGGAAAACGGAGAGUUAGACAACUCAAUCAAGCAAAAAGGAUUAAUCUCAAACAAGACAGGGUUGUGAGAUAGAAAUGUCCAAGUCAGUCAAGAAAGAAGAAGACAUCAAGUGAAUAGUCUUAUCUUAAAUUUUGACUGCAUAUGCAAAAGCUGCAAAAGAUUAUCUCUUGCAGCUUUUCUUGGGAAGACAUGGAUUAUAUUUGUCCAAGAUUUCAUUGCCCUAAAAACUUUACAGCUGAUGCCAUCUGAGUUUCAUGGCAGCUGAUUGAAACCAAAGUGGUUUGGCUUUUUAAGAAAAGGAACUCGACCUCUUGAACAAUGUAAAACACUACUGAGGAGCAUUUGAUUAAUUGUUCUGGUAGUUGCAGACCCAAUGUGUUUCUCUAUGUUCCUGCAGGUAUCAAGUUAUGAGGUGAUUCAAAGUCAUGAAAGAUGGAAAAUUGGAAGGAGUAUUUACUAGGCAACUGUUGCCACCCUACAGAAUGGAGAUUCUUAAGCGCACCAUGACCACCAGGCUAAUAGGCAGUUAAGCUUCCUGAAGUCAGGUUGAUUCACAGAUGGGGAAACCUGAUAGACUUGAAACAGAAAGCAGAAAAAGGACUGAAAUCUGAAAAAGAUAAGGGCGUUGGAGGCUUUGGAGCCUCUCGGACCAAUCCCACAUGCUGCUGAAGGAGAAGGUCGGACCAACCAUGGGCAUGCAUUGAGCCAAUCAUUUGCCAUGAGUGAUGCAUUUAGGUAUCAGAAGAACCAGUACAAUGUGUUUAUGGUCAACAAAACCGGGUAUGACAACUGCACCCUGGAUAGUGCAGUAGGGAACUGGACCAGUGGCAAGGACUUCAUACUCUUCAAUGAUUCCGGGAGAUACUACUUCAUUUGCGGUAACGGUCAGUGCUUCAAUGGGAUGAAAGUCUCUGUGCUCGUCCAUCCUCUGCCCACGCCAACAGCUUCUCCAUCUGCUACGAAUUCUUCU
This is a messenger RNA of Fragaria vesca subsp. vesca, 2509 nucleotides long. Its product is annotated as pentatricopeptide repeat-containing protein At1g80880, mitochondrial-like. The record is from RefSeq and is a predicted model, not a curated record. Gene Ontology annotation, molecular function: protein binding. Lineage: Eukaryota; Viridiplantae; Streptophyta; Magnoliopsida; Rosales; Rosaceae. The coding region runs from base 1 to 1611 and encodes 536 amino acids. The transcript has 5 exons.